Molecule: messenger RNA, 1079 nt
Organism: Adineta steineri
Lineage: Eukaryota; Metazoa; Rotifera; Eurotatoria; Adinetida; Adinetidae
Source: the annotation of a GenBank genome assembly
AUGCCACAACUUCGUUCAUUCACUUUUUAUAUUUGUACUUAUGUCAAUCUGGUUACUGUACCCUACAAGUUAUCUAGUGAAGAUAUUCAACUAACAUUAGCAAAUAUUGGAGAACAACAUGUUAGUAGUAUGGUCAAUUAUAUUACUAGUAUUGAUAGUUAUGUUUAUAUGGUUAGAACUGCAUGCUCAAUUUUCUCACUUCCUUUUGGAUUUGAUCAUCUCCAAGAUAUUGGCAAUAACUUUCCAAAUAUUGUAUUUAGCUAUGUUACCUAUUUACUUAUAGAAGAUAUUAUGCCAUUCGAACAUGAAUUCUUCAUGCGAAUUGCCCGAUCGUUUCCGUUACUCAAGCAUUUAUUUAUUCGAAAUAAAGCAUCACAAAAAUUGGAUGGUCUUAUGACAUUUUCAUCUGACAAUUGUCAGUUCCAAUCUAUUAUUGAAUAUCCUCACCUGACUAUACUUGAUGUCAGAUUUGCACAUCGAGAUUAUGUUGAACAAUUUCUAAUUGAAACAAAGACACUUGUACCUUGUCUGACGGAAUUGGAAGUCUUUGUUAAUCAUUUAAAAGCUGUAACAGAAGACUUUACAAGAAAAGAAACACGACGCAAUUGUGCGAAGGUGACAAAAAUAACUUCGACAAAUCCUCCAGUGGUACAUUCGGAAGAUUUAUGUCGUUAUUUUCCUUCUUUGUAUAAAUAAAUGUAUUCUCGUUUUUUUUAUCUAAUAAACUGAAAAACAUGAUACAUUUUGUAUUUAUAGUCUAAUUAUGCUUCUCAAAUAUAUAGAAAUAUCAACUAUAAUUAAUGAUCGUUUCUCAGUUUAUAAUAAACAAAAAAUCAUACAAUACAACAUUAUCUGAUGUUGCAGAGUAUAUGUACAUUGAAAAAUAAAAAAAGGAGCUUGAGGCAAAUCAAAAUUGAAUUGAAAUUUAUUUUUUCCUAAAUAGAAUCUUGUACAUGACUAACUUAUCUCAACCAAAGAUAAAAAAAGAAGAUAUGUACGCUAUUCGUCAUUCAAUUGAUCGUACAAUAAAAGCUUUUUAUUUAAUAUUUUAAUCAACUCUUUCUUUUAUUUUUUGAAGU